Molecule: messenger RNA, 4936 nt
Organism: Cyclopterus lumpus (lumpfish)
Lineage: Eukaryota; Metazoa; Chordata; Actinopteri; Perciformes; Cyclopteridae
Product: SH2B adapter protein 2
Exons: 11
Coding region: 566-2659 (697 amino acids)
Biological process (GO): intracellular signal transduction; antigen receptor-mediated signaling pathway
Cellular component (GO): plasma membrane
Molecular function (GO): transmembrane receptor protein tyrosine kinase adaptor activity
Source: RefSeq, a predicted model, not a curated record
UGUCAGUGGUCUGUGCGCAGCAGAGCAAAGGUAGGCUACAGCCGCACAGUGCGUCGAGCGGAGAGAUGGAGGGAGAGCUGGCCGGCUGUGAGCGCGCAUGAACCGGGGAGGAGAAGAUCCGAUGAAGAGUGAAUAACAGCCAUGUUUCAUGCUGAGUAGAAAACAUCCUCACGGCCAAACCGGGACCCUCUCAGCGACCCCAGCGGCAUGAACCCCGUCCUACAUUGAGAGCCUUUUCAUGUGCAGGUGGUGUCAAGACAAAGAGGAAAGAGUAACAACAACACACCUCCGGGAGAGGAGGAGAGGAGGCUGCUGUGCCUUGGUGCUAAACCCGGUUCAUCCUCAUGCACCGUCGGCCCCCCGCGAUGAAUCCUGCGUUGAGAAUCGGCGUUUUGAACAAGUGCAAUGUGGGCUCGUUUUGAGUUGCUGAACUCAUAUCCUCCGUGGACGAGGCUCUCCGGGCUUGAAGAGGGUCGCGGUGCAAAAGGGGCUUUUCCGAUAAUCCUUGUAAUAGCCUUGAGGGAGUAAAGUCUGCCUCUCCUCGGUGGGUUGGCAUGGCCCAGUGAUGAACGGAGCGGCGGUGCCCGGUAGCCCGGAGCUCUCCUCCUCGUGCCCACUGCCAGACUGGCGAGAGUUCUGUGAGCUCCAUGCUCGAGCCUCCGCUGCAGACUUCGCUGACAAGUUCCAGCGCUUCCUUUUGGAGAAUCCGUGCUACGACUCGCCCGGCGCCGAUGCCAGCUUCUCACAACACUUUGCCCACCACUUCCUGGAGUGCUUCUCGGCAGCGCUGAUCCAGGCCCGGGAGAACCAGGCGUCCUCGCCGGGGGAGGACGGCUCCAACACAGCACCCAAGUACAGCAUUGUUCCUUUCCUGGGAAUCCAGGGCUGCCCGCUGUCCUACGGUCACGACCUUUACCAGAGGCGCAAGGACGCCGGGGCUUCAAGUGAAUCCCUGGAUAGCAUGGACAGUGGAGGGGGAGGGAUAGAUGGGGGAGGCAAUGGCACCACUGCCUCCCAAGGCCCCCAGUCAACCCACAAGGUGUCUGCUUUGGGACAGUCGCGCAGCUCAGAGGACGUGUCGGUCAGCCACCCAAAGGCUCGCUUCAAGAAGGGCUUCUCCCUGAGGAACAUGAGCCUCUGUGUGGUGGACGGGGUGAAGGAAAUGUGGCACAGACGGGCCUCCCCUGAACCCGACGGUCCCUCUGGAGCAAGAAGGGCUAACGGGGGAGGGGUGGGUGGGGGAGGGGGAGGAGGGGAGGCUGCAGGGGGAGAGAAAUGGUCCCAAAAGCUGCGGCUCCCCAGGGGUUCCCAGGGCCACAAGGCUGAGAUGUUGGAGAUCCAGAGGGAGGGAGGGCUGAGAUACAUGGUGGCUGAUGACACAAACUGUAUGGGCGCUGCACAGUGGCAGAAGUGCCGCCUGCUGCUGAGGAAGACGAAGAGGGAGGAAGGGGGUGAGAGGUUCCUGCUGGAGUUCUACGUACCACCCAAGUCCUCAAAGCCCAAAGUGAGCAUCCCUCUGUCAGCCAUCGUGGAGGUGAGGACCACCAUGCCGCUGGAGAUGCCUGACAAGGACAACACUUUUGUUCUGAAGGUGGAAAAUGGGGGAGAGUACAUCCUGGAAACCAUCGACUCGCUGCAGAAAAACUCCUGGGUUGCUGACAUCCAGGACUGCAUAGACCCCGGUGACAGUGGUGAUGACAUCGAGCUGGCGUCGUGUCCUCAUGGUCAGGCCUCCAAAGACUGCUCCAUGGUGGCCUCUUGUAGCUGUGAACUGCUGUCUGAGGGUGUGUAUCGUGCUCCGGAGAGGUCGUGUCCUACGGUAGCAGAGCAUUACAGCGCCCCAUCGGUCCGUUGCAGGGAAUCCCCCUUCACCCAGCACCCAUCCCACAUGCCUUUAGAGCGCUUCCUCCAGUCCCCCGAGGCCCAGGGCUCCAACUCCUCUGGAGGUGGCAGUGAAGGAGCGAAAGAGUCAGAUGGCGAUGCCAGCCUGGAAGCGUACCCAUGGUUCCACGGUACACUGUCCCGCGUGCGUGCGGCUCAGUUGGUGCUUGAAGGCGGGGUCGGAAGCCACGGGCUCUUUGUGAUUCGGCAGAGCGAGACGCGGCUCGGCGAGUACGUCCUCACCUUCAACUUUCAGGGCAAAGCUAAGCAUUUGCGUUUGUCAGUGAAUGAGAACGGGCAGUGCCACGUCCACCACUUGUGGUUCCACACCGUGUCGGACAUGUUGAGACACUUCCACGCCCACCCUAUCCCCCUCGAAUCUGGAGGCUCUGCUGACAUCACAUUACGCUCCUAUGUACAAGUGCAGCGAAGCUCCACAACAGAUGUGACUGUGCCGCUAGUCCUCACCCCACCCAGGUAUGCAGGCUGCUGGACAGAUUCAGCCCAGCCGGCUUUCCACCCUCCUGGGAUCACAGUGCCUGCAGGGCCCCCUACUGAUGCCCUGCUCUCCUCCAGCAGCUCCUCCUCACCCACCGCUCUUCCCUCCCUCUCCCGCAGUGACCCAGGUACUGGAGGAGGAGUAGGAGGAGGGUUACGGAGCCGGAGCAACAGCUCUGAGCGCCUGCUGGAGGCCUCUAGUGGCGGAUCCGACGACUACCACGACGCUGACGGGACUCGCAGGGCUCGGGCAGUGGAGAACCAGUACUCUUUCUACUGAACAGCCUGGGGCAGGGUUCAGUAUUGGAGGUGACAUGCGACGCUCUGCUGCUGAUUUAAGAAAUGGUCCAAACCAUUGGAUCGCCCAUUGUUUUGUUUGUUUGUUUUUCUUUCAUGGCAGUUUCCUGUUCCUCCGAUUUGAGAAGGGAGGUGAGAUCAUGGCGAGCAGUGUGUCUACGCUAAUAAAUCCAUCAGGCUCUGCAGCUUUGUUUCAAACUCAGUUGUUAAGAAUGUGAGUGAGCAGAGGAACCGAAGGCCACAGUAAAAAAACGGAUAUGUAGAAAAUGCAGCCGGGAAGAUGAGUAGGCGGAGAAAGCAAGAGGAAGUCGUCCAGUGGACUCAUAUGGCUUUGAUUCAUCUCUUCUGACCACUUCCUGUUCACCCUUACCCACAGUUCCCUGGGAGCAGAGCCUGUGUCACCACCCCGCUGAACGAUUGAGAGUUUGAAAUGACCCUGAAGAAACAGUCCCUCCCCUCCGAGAUCCUCUGAGCUCCAGAGAGCAUCCCAUUAAUGUUUGUAAAGCUGCUUUGAGUCUGUCCGGAUAUCCUAACUGUCGCUGCAGGGUUUCCCUACAAAGCCCUGCUCUGGGUCUCUGCUCCAACAUCGGCACAGCAAUCAUGGGUGUGUUAGUGUUAGCUCAGAGAGGUUUUUCUUAAAUGGUGUACAGCCGAAAGGGUCUUAGUGCCUGACAACCUUGGACUCAAAUGGACUGUUGCCCAUAGCAACAAGGAGGAUGGUGUUAACAUCUUGCAUAAUCACAAAGGCCCAACAAGUGAAUGCAGGUGAUUACUUUACCGUCAUGUUCUGCUUAAAACACACUAAACAUGCAUAUCUUUGCGUACUGAAUUGGUUUUGUUCUCUUUUAUUGCUGGCUGCAACAUACACAGGUGUUCAUAUGUUGUGUUAGAAAUCAGUUUUAAAGUGUUGAAAUAGAGGAUGAACAACACAAGUUCAGUCUGUAUGAAUAUGGCAGGGUGGCUCCCAUUUUGCUGUCAUACCGGGCUAUUUCUCUGAGUGUGCGGUGGUGUAAUAGAGUCCAAAUAUUUUUCAAUGAUCGGUGUGCUACAGUAGUGUUUCUAAAAUGUGGUUUUCGAAGUCCCUCUUUCUGGUGCUGGUUGUGUAUUCAAGCUUAUAUCAAUAACAUGUAGAUUAAAUAUGCUGUAGUUCACUUUGAAGUAAUGCCUUUAAGAUAUUAGUAUACCAAAUCCAGCAUUAAGGCUGUCGGAGGGACGGGGGACUUGUGUUUUAGAAAGGUGGCAGUAUUGUGUACUGUUUGUGCGGCCUGGUGUGGACUGGAACUACAUGCAGUGAGCUAAAGGGAACUAGAUGGCCAUGCUGGAGUGAGAAGAUGUGAAUUUGCUGAUUUACUUUUUGCUGACAGAGCUUUGUAAGUUAAUAAUUAAAAAACAAAAAUAAAUUUCACACCACGAAAUACUGUAAGAAUUUACAUCAUGGUCCUGGACAUUCGUUAUACCACAAAACAGCAAUCAAAAUAUCAUCUUUAAAGUUAUAGAGUAGUCUUUGUAGCUUCACAUUUACUGUCCAAGUAGCAUCCUUCUCAUCAGUGUUCUUUCCAAAAUGUCAAACUUUUAUUUUAAUUAAAGGACAUUUUUUUCGUAUAGCCCAAAAUCACAAAUCACUUGUUUGCCCCAGAGGGCUUUACAAUCUGUACACACACACAGCCUCCUCUGUCCCGGAGCUUCACAUCAAGAGGACCCCCCCCCCCCCAAAAAAAACCUUUAACAGGUAGAAACAGGGAAGAAACCUUGAUGCAUGGCAGACAUUCCUGAAUACAUGAACAGAAGACACUUUUCAGCAACUGUAUUUUAAACAUAUGCAACACUUUUGUUAGGUUAUAAUAAACAUAUCAAGAGUCAACGUCUGUCUUUUCAAGCGUGGCCAUUUAGCUAUAAAUAAAUAAAGCAUUUUAGAGUCAGUCGAGGAGCGGACGGAGCAGUUCAUGUGCCAAUUUGAAUCCUAUUUUUGAAACAUAUUUAUUCCUUAACCAUAAAUAAACUGUAAAUUAAAUUUUUUCCUAUCGAGUCUUAUUUAUGUACAAUUGAUUGAUUCUUCUUGAUGAAACAGCCUCAGUGGAACGCACCUGAUGCAAGAGCCCAUAUCACAGAUUGCUCAUGCCUCCCUUUUAUUUUCUUAACACUUCUUAAAGCUACAAUUUCUGUUGUCUGACUGAGUUUUGAAGAGUCUGUGCAAUUUUGUACAAAGUGAUGUACUUGACAAACUACUUUAUAUUUCUGUGAAUAAAAUGUGAACAAACUA